ACAAUGGGAAAGAUGCAGGCUGAAAAUCCAGACUCCAAAGUGAUCCGACCACACCCUGGCAUGUGUGUGAAGACUCUCUCAGAGCCAAGCAAGCACAAGGUCUUUGUCAACAUCUGCCAGUCAAACUCAGUCCCACCGCCACCAGAACUCUCCAGGGAGGAGCUAGUGGAGCUGCUCCAAUCCGAGGAUCCCAGCGGCUACAGAGUUCCCAUGAGCCUCGGCGAGCCACACACAGAAAUAGACAACAGCUCUCAGGGUUGCACAGCCUAUGACGUCGUCAUCAACCAGGAUUUCUUCCAAAAGUGCCAG
Morone saxatilis (striped sea-bass) is the source of this 309-nucleotide messenger RNA. It is a transcript of the gene pih1d1, whose product is annotated as PIH1 domain containing 1. The record is from RefSeq and is a predicted model, not a curated record. Gene Ontology annotation, biological process: box C/D snoRNP assembly; rRNA processing. Gene Ontology annotation, cellular component: R2TP complex; ribonucleoprotein complex; cytoplasm. NCBI's taxonomy places the organism in Eukaryota, Metazoa, Chordata, Actinopteri, Moronidae.